UCAGUAAUCAGUUUCUGUCGCUCAGACACAGGUUCCCAAGUCUGGAGGUUUCGCUCGGCUCUUGCAACAACAUCACAAGGUCGGCGUCAUGGUUCACCUGUCGGGCAGUUUCCUUGGCAGCACCACCGCUCUGGCACCUCAGAAUGGGGCCAAGACGGUCAUGGCUGCUACGAAAAUCGUGAGGAAAGCUCAGAAAGCUGCCAAUUCGGCUACCCGCACCUACAAGAAAUUCGACGGUGAUGCACUGUGGCUACCCAACACACAGAGGCCAGCCUGGUUGGAUGGAUCUUUGCCAGGAGACCGGGGAUUCGACCCAUUGGAAUUAUCGAAACCAUCAGAAUUCCUUCAGGUUGAUCUGGACCAGAGUGACAUCAACAAGUCUGUGAACAAGGCGGGCGGCAUUGUUGGCAAGUACAGCAGCUCCAAGGUCCAGGCAACUGGCGCUGCUCUGUCGCCAUACUCUGAGGUGUUCGGCCUGCAGCGCUUCCGCGAGACAGAGCUCAUCCACGGCAGGUGGGCCAUGCUCGGAGCGCUUGGCGUCGUGAUCGCAGAGGCAACCACCGGUGUAUCCUGGGUGGAUGCUGGCAAGGUGGAGCUGGACGGCACACAGUACCUGGGCUUCAGCCUGCCCUUCUCCAUCAGCCAGCUGAUCUGGAUCGAGGUCCUACUGGUGGGCGGUGCUGAGAUCUACCGCAACAGGUCCACCGACCUGCAGGAGCGCAUCUACCCAGGCGGCCUGUUUGACCCCCUGAAGCUGGCGUCAGAUGACUCUCAGAGGACAUUCAAGCUGCGCGAAGCAGAGAUCAAGCACGGGCGCUUGGCUAUGGUGGCAUUCUUGGGUGCGCAAUUACAAUCCAGGCAAAGCUUGUAUGAGAGGUCGCAAUGGCCUUGA
This is a messenger RNA of Coccomyxa subellipsoidea C-169, 892 nucleotides long. Its product is annotated as chlorophyll a/b-binding protein CP29. The record is from RefSeq and is a predicted model, not a curated record. The transcript has 7 exons. Gene Ontology annotation, biological process: photosynthesis, light harvesting in photosystem I; response to light stimulus. Gene Ontology annotation, cellular component: plastoglobule; chloroplast thylakoid membrane; chloroplast envelope. Lineage: Eukaryota; Viridiplantae; Chlorophyta; Trebouxiophyceae; Coccomyxaceae. Bases 89 to 892 code for a protein of 267 amino acids.